Molecule: messenger RNA, 462 nt
Organism: Didymosphaeria variabile
Lineage: Eukaryota; Fungi; Ascomycota; Dothideomycetes; Pleosporales; Didymosphaeriaceae
Exons: 2
Coding region: 1-462 (153 amino acids)
Biological process (GO): proteasome assembly
Cellular component (GO): nucleus; cytoplasm
Source: RefSeq, a predicted model, not a curated record
AUGUCUCUCCGCUUCGUGCCCCAUAAGGCGCACCCCACCUCCACCUCCCUCGAGACCUCUGCGCCCUCUGCGCCCGGCGUCCACGAUAAUCUCCGCUCGCGCCUCGCCCAGACAACACCCGCCGCCACAUCCUCAUCAACCAAACCCGUCGAGCUCCAGUCUGCACACCCACUCGAAGCCCGCCUUGUGCAAUGGCGUGAGACCCAGGACAAGUUGAAGAUGGAGAUGCUGAGGCGCCAGUUCGGCAUCGCAGAGCCGAUCCGGAGAGGCAUGGAGCUGAAGACUGUCAGGGAGGGCGAGUGGAAGCCGGCUGUGCUGGGUGGAACGGCUGGUGUGCAUCGGGAUAUCUUGGAGGGGAGGGACUGCGAGAUUGGGUGGGAGGAUGUGUUUGUUGGCAGUGAGCUGAGGGAGACGCCUGACUUCCACACUGAGUUGGAGGCGAAGAUGAAGAUGAACUGGUAG